GAGCCAGCUGUCAGAGCACAUUGAUCAUCAGUGCCUUGAUGAUCAGUGUAGCCCAUCAGUGCCCAUCAGUGUGGCCAAUAGUGCUCAUGAAUGCUGGCUAUCAGUGCCUCCUCAGUGCUGGCUAUCAGUGCCCAUCAGUGCUGCAUAUCAGUGCAGUCUAUCAGUGCCCAUCAGUGUGGCCAAUAGUGCUCAUGAAUGCUGGCUGUCAGUGCCUCCUCAGUGCUGGCUAUCAGUGCCCAUCAGUGCAGCCUCAUCAGCGCUCAUCAGUGAAGGAGAAAAAUCACUUAUUUACAAACCUUUAU
Molecule: messenger RNA, 302 nt
Organism: Staurois parvus
Lineage: Eukaryota; Metazoa; Chordata; Amphibia; Anura; Ranidae
Source: the annotation of a GenBank genome assembly